AUGGCGUCUGCGUACAAUACCGGGAACUCGGCGACACCAACUCAGUCUCGAGCACUUGGCGCUGACGGCAGGCCAGUCUCCAGGAGUCAUGACGAUGGAGGAGCCACUACACCAGCAGCCAGCUGGAACGAUGCCGCUUCACGGUCAACCCGUGCUGGGCGCUCCGCCUCUGGUGGGAGCAGCUCUAUCAGUACUCGCGGUGGAGCUUCACUGGCACCAUCAGCGCAACCGGGGAGUUUCAGUCUGGAGUUGAAGAGCAUUCAGAAUUCUCGAAGUGUGACUCCACGCCAGGAUGCUGUAUCCCCAUUUCCUCGACUGCCAAAUACCAUGGAGGAAGACGAGCCAGUCGUCGAUACGACCGAACAACGCCAGGCUGCCAUACGGGAUAGGAUAGCGAAGGAGAUGAAAAUAAAAGUCGGGACGGAGAACAUGCUAGAAGCACUGUUGACGAAAAACGCAAAACAGACUAAAGAUCAAAGGCUUCGAGUCGAGUCGGAGCUGAGUUCGUCGAAUAGAAAACUUGCAGAGCUCAGGCAGGAACUGGAGGACGAAUUGAUGCGCUCACAGACCCCUUCAACACCACAACGCAGUCGACUGUCUGCCUUGUUUCGUGGAAGUCCGAUGCGUUCACCGUCCCGUGCCACAGAUUCUGCGGACGACGACAUGGAGGGGGCAGAUGGAGAAACGGAGUCACCGACCUACGUUCUAGCAGAGACAUUACAGGCUUUGGAGUUGGAAGGAAUGGCACCAGAUUACUACAUUGAAAGAGCGAAUAGUUUGGUCGAAUUGUUCAAGCGUCAUCCAACGUUGAAAUACGACCUCGAGUGGUCAGUAUUUGGGCAGCGAGUUCAAAUGAUGCUUUUGAGUGAUAGCAGGGAAGUAGUAGCGGCUGGGUACCGCUUGACCCGCUAUGCUAUAGCAGAUAGAGCUUCCAUCAGAACGAUUCGCCGUCUACAUACAGAUGAAUUAGUCACCUUAUCUCUGGUUAAGGAGAGCAAAGCGAGUAUCGAGAGAGAACAGGCCCUGAAAUUUGUUAGAGCUUUUCUUGAUGUUAAAGACGGUGUGCAUGAGAUUUCGAGAGCAGUGGUUCGAGCUAUCGUUUCUGUUGCGGAGCACCAUGAGGAUAGGUUACGAAAUAUAUCCAUCAUGACCUUGGCUGAGAUUCUGAUCAAAGAUCCAGGCUUGAUUGCAUAUGCUGGGGGAAUCGGACCGCUUCACGAUGCCCUAGCGGAAGGGACAUUCAGCGCUUCUGAAAGUCUAAUAGGAAGCUUUCUACACAUUAUGGACACUCCACAUAGGCGACAAUAUCUUCACGGUGGUCGAGAACUUGAGGCAGUCCUCACUCCAUUCACCGACUCAUUCUCGGACACGGUUCGCUCAGGGCGUCUUAAAUCCUCGGCAAAGGCGAUUUCGGCCAUGCUUAAGACCUGGCCCGGCUUGCUUGUACUUGCACGCGAUAAGUCCAAGCCACUUUCAUCGUUGUUGGAAUCACUCAAUUACCCUGAUCCUACCGCCAGGGACCUCAUACUGGAGCUGCUAUUUGAUGCGCUUCAAAUCAAACCUCCCUCCUGGUCUUCAUCUUUCCUCGCCGGCAGACGUCUGACGACAUAUGGCAGAGUCACCAAUCUUCGAUCAGAUUCAGAUAGCAAGCAGUUGCGUGUCUAUCAGGAAAACGAUAAGAACAGAUUCGACCUGACCGCACAUUUCUCGGCCCUGGUUCUGGCGACUUUGCUUGAGGCUGACUUAGUCAAAGCUCUAUCCGGCCUCAUCGAAGUGGAGGAUAACCAAUCUUUAAAGCGAAAGGCCACUCUGCUUCUUACAGAAGUGCUGAAACUAGCUCAGCACUCCCUCCCACGAUCCGUCAGCUUCAGUCUUCAGGUUCUCCCUUCUCUACUGCCGGCAGCCGUCAAAUAUGACGUUGAGAACCACGAAAUAUCGACCUCGACUAUCUACCAGAUUGAAAGCAUCAAUCGAAUUUUGGCGCGGUCUGGUUCCCUUACAACCACAUCGGGAAGAUAUGCUGUUGUUGACGAAGAUAUCUCUGCUUCCCUUUUAUCUGGGGAACCAGCGAAGAAUAGGCUCAAUCCCGCAAUGGACGAAGCCUCGUUUAGAAAUCAUAUUCUUGAGACACAAGUCUUGAAUCAUGUCAAUUAUGUCAAAUGGAAAUGGGAUCUGAUACUUCGCAUUAUCGAAGGUCCACUAACAAAUCCAAAAAGACUCGAAGAAGCCAUCAAGGGCUCGAAAUUCAUGAAGCGCUUGAUUGGGUUCUAUCGACCAUUCAAAUAUAGGUUCUGCAUGAUACCAAACACAAAGCCAAACCAACGUUAUGUUCGAACAGGUUGUGCCUUGUUGCGUACUUUGAUGCAAACUCCAGAAGGAAUCAAGUACCUCGCUGAAAACAAACUACUCCGUCAGAUUGCAGAAUGUCUUGCUCAGGUUGACAGAAUGAGUGGUCUCACCUCAGCCUCGCCUCUCUUUUCUAAGGAACAGAUGGGAAGUACGUUGAGUGGUGGCUAUUUUGCCUUACUAGGCGUCCUGAGUAGUGAUACCAAGGGUCUAUCGAUGAUGGAACGAUGGCAUAUGACUAACAUGUUCUAUCAUAUAAUCGAGCUGAAAGACCGGGCUGAUCUCAUUCAGGCUCUUCUUGGAAACAUGGAUUUCACUCUAGAAAGUCAUCUUAGGGUGCUUCUAUCCAAAGCGCUCACUGCAGGCAGCAAAGAAAUUCGACUCUUCGCAACCAAGCUGCUGCGCAAAUAUGCCGUCGGUCAUCAUCUAGCAGUCAACAAUGUUGUCUGGGUUGUCAGAAUGCUUGUAACCCAGUUAUACGAUCCCGAUGUUUCCGUCUGCGAGAUCGCCGUGAAGAUUUUAGAGGAGGCUUGCAAUCAGCGAGAGUAUCUAGAAUACGUUGUCAAAUGUCGGCCGUCACUCGAUCAUCUUGGAGAAAUCGGAGCUCCACUUCUUCUUCGAUUUCUUUCAACUUCCGUCGGUUAUCACUACCUAGAUGGCCUCGACUAUAUCACGCAAGAGAUGGAUGACUGGUUCCUUGGCAGAAACGAUGCUUACGUUGCACUUGUCGAAGCUUCACUUUCACGCGCUUACGUCGACCAUCCUCGACGACAGACAUCAUCAUUUGCACCCGACGACAUUGUUGAGAUGCAAGACAUUGGCGUUGUACCACCGCACUUCUACCGCGAACUAGCCCGUACGUCCGAGGGCUGCAAAUUGCUUGAGCAAUCCGGCCAUUUUCUUGAAUUUGCCAGUACUAUUCGCGAUUUCGAUCUGAGCGAAGAAGACCCCGAGGCCCUGUUGAAAGUGAAAGGGUGUUUGUGGGCAGUAGGAAAUGUCGGCUCGAUGGAACUUGGUGCUCCUUUUUUGGAGGAGACAGAAAUCGUGCAGGAUAUUGUCAAUAUUGCCGAGCGUGCUGAUGUGAUCACGAUGAGAGGUACCGCCUUCUUUGUUCUGGGCCUCAUAUCACGCAGCCAGCAUGGGUUGGAAAUGGUCUAUGAGGCGGGUUGGGAUGCUGCUGUUGACGAGCGUGGUGGUUCGCUGGGACUGUGUCUUCCGCGACGUUUGGAGAAGUUGUAUCACUUAUCAUUCGUCCCCCACAAACGUGACCAGGAACUCAAGCGUCUUUCACAAGAAAUAUUCAAGACUGCAGCGACCGACACUGAUCCCAUAAACCAGCGCAUCUUGAAGCUGAUCGUCGACAUGGGCAAUACUGUCUUGUCCAAGCGAUCAGCCAACGACCUGCACGGCAUCAAAGCCAAACACCCCGAACAAUUCCGCCAAGUUGAACUCUUCCAAAAGACACUGACCAUCCUCGAAAGCCACCAUUUCAGAUUACCUGCCCGCCGAUUUGCUUUGGAUUUGUUUGAUAAGAGCGUCAUGAGACGGGUGGUUCUCGAAGAGGACGAGGACUCGUAUUCCGAGUCAGAUUCGUAG
Molecule: messenger RNA, 3942 nt
Organism: Talaromyces amestolkiae
Lineage: Eukaryota; Fungi; Ascomycota; Eurotiomycetes; Eurotiales; Trichocomaceae
Exons: 3
Coding region: 1-3942 (1313 amino acids)
Biological process (GO): TORC2 signaling
Cellular component (GO): TORC2 complex
Source: RefSeq, a predicted model, not a curated record